GGAGGUGUGAUUACAUUUUCUCCUACUCAAAUCUCGUGACAUUGUUCUUGUUUUGCUCUUUUCUAUUUAAUUGUGAUUACAACUUGCUAGUCUAGCCUCUCUCUCUCUCUCUCUCUCUCUCUCUAGACAAUGGAAGGUGGACUCCCCAUGCUCAACUGUCUGUUACAGCACACCCUCAGAAAUCUAUGUACAUCCUCAGAUUCUUCCACUUCCACAAAGUGGGUUUACGCAGUCUUCUGGAGGAUCUUGCCGAGGAACUACCCUCCUCCAAAGUGGGACUAUGGAGGUGGCGCACUUGAUCGCGCCAAGGGCAACAAAAGGAACUGGAUUCUUGUUUGGGAAGAUGGGUUUUGUGAUUUUUACGAAUGCGAAAGAGCUGGAAACGUAAAGGGAAGGUUUGGAGCUGAUGUGUUCUUUAAAAUGUCCCAUGAGGUGUACAGUUAUGGUGAAGGAAUAGGGAAAGUUGCAGCAGAUAAUAGUCACAAAUGGGUGUUUAAAGAUAACUCAUCUGAGAAUGAUUCUAGCUUCAUCACCUCAUGGAAUGUGUCAAUUGAGCCACAACCAAGGGCAUGGCAAUUUCAGUUCCAUUCUGGAAUUCAGACAAUAGCCCUCAUUUCGGUUAGAGAAGGCAUAAUUCAACUCGGCUCAUUUGAUAAGAUUGUUGAAGAUCUCAAUCUGGUGAUAAGCAUACAGAGGAAAUUCAGCUACAUACAGAGCAUACCAGGCAUCUAUGCCAUUCAGAGACCAUACCAAUUCCAACCCAUUCAAUAUCCAUACACCUUCAAACCCAUCAACAACCACACCACAUUUGAAUCCCAUGAUGACAAGUGCCACUACUUAACCGGAACAAAGAGAUUACUCUACGGCGGCAAACAGGAGGAGGAGCCACCUCUCAAAUCCCUCAACCUAGGCUACAACACUUCC
Camellia sinensis is the source of this 924-nucleotide messenger RNA. The record is from RefSeq and is a predicted model, not a curated record. Lineage: Eukaryota; Viridiplantae; Streptophyta; Magnoliopsida; Ericales; Theaceae.